AUGGAUGUAGUAACGUUGCAGCGAGCCGAGGGUCAGGAAUUUUUGCACAACACAAACAAUAAUAACAAUAACAACAAUAGCAGCAACAAUGGUUCCAUGGCAUGUGGAUUGGAGGGAAAAGGUAAAUUGGCUGCCGAGGUGAUGGUGGCCAACGAUAUGGCGCGAGAUUUCGUAACACCAAAAAUGAGCUCAAGUGUAGCCAGCAUACUCGAUGAUACAACGCCUAGCGAUUCUGGUGUACAGCUGCUGGAUUCAGAGUCAAGUGGUCUAAACGAAUCCAUGAUUUCCAGUGCUGGAGGGUUCGAGUUCGAUGGUGGUCCAACACCACCACCGCCAUUACCAUUGUCGGCGUCAUCCGCGUAUGGCGAGGAGGGUACAAAAAAUAAUAAUAACAAUUUCUCGUACCAUGAUCGUUCCGUAGCGGAGAUGGAGGUGGAAGUAGCGGCAGAAGAAGAGGACGGUGCGGGUGUGGCGGACCUGGAUGAUGCAGCAAGUGAAGCAAAGCUGGCAGCCGAUCAAGAGAUUGGCGAAGGGAUCGAAAUAGAUCUGGGCAUGAGCACAAGUCAGGUGCCGGAAGAACUCAUCUCCAGCACCUGUUCAACGUUCGACAGCGAGAACAUCGUGUACCGAAGACGCAUUAAGAAGGCCCCAAUUAGUAAGACACCGAAGAAACGUGUAUCGUUCCAUGAGGAUAUCUUGAAGAAUACCAAAACGGACAAUAUUCACAUCGAGCACGGCUUUAUUACGUACAAGACGGGUGGCAUGGGCAAAAAACCCGUAUCAAAGGGUCGAUACUCCUGGUGCACGGAGGAUGAUGCUGCUGGUGGUGGUUUGGAUUACGGUGACGAGGAAGCACAAGAAGGCCGACAGUACGUGUACAGGAAUGCCUGUUCGGAUGUGCUCGACUACGGUAAGACGGAUGUGUUUGAAAAUGUGGAAGAUGAACGGAAUUACGUGAAGUACGAUAAUUCUGGUAUCUUCGAGUACGGUCCGCCAGAACGUCAGCCAGCAAAAGCUUCUGAACUGCGUGGGAAACAGCUGUACAAGUGUAGUUGUUCCGAUUCCAACUCGAGUCUUGACUCUGGCGAGGGUGGUGCUAUCGUGCAAUCAAUGAAUUAUCGUCAAGCGAAAUCGAAUAGCUGCGAGUGUAUCGGAUCAAGCGAAGGAGCUGCUGGUCGUCGCGGCAAGCACAACAGUUCGAACAAUAAUAACGUCAUCUCGGACAACUGUUACUACAGUGAACCGAGCAUUGAACAUUUGGAUGAAUUUAACGGAAAUGUAACGGCGAGUGCGGGCAACGAGGACGGAGAACAGUUUGUAAAGUCGGUUUGGAGUAAGGAGAAGAAACCGAAAAGCAGCUGCCUUAAAAAGACAAAACGCAACAGUAUAUUUACAAAUGUAGUCGUGCCAGAGCACGAUCUCAGUCGGAAGGUAAAGAAAUUCAACGUACACCAGCGCUUGUCGGUGAUCGACAACAGUCGUAUGAUCUUUGGAUCGUUGAAGGACAUCUUUGGUAUAGCGCUGCCGGAACGUGGCGUUCCGGAAGGAUCGGAAGAUCUGUCGUCCGUCCGUGAAUGCAUUCCGGAAGCGCACGAUGAUGGGAUACUCGAGGAUGACUUUACGCUGGUACAGAAACCAAAGUCCUUCCUUUCGAAGAGCCUGGACGGUGGUUUUAACAGCCGUAGCGGCGGUCGUACGAAUGCUGGACAGCAGAAAAAAUACGUCCACAACGUUGACGAACAGCUGCGACGAAAGAAUGAUGAAGAUCUGUAUGCACCGAGUCGGAAAAACAGCGUGGAAAAUGAAUUGCCGGCUAGCGAGGAAACAAUCGAUGGCACAAGCAGCAAGGAAAGCGAGCAAUCAGAUGAAGAGAACGUUACCUCGAACACUAAUUCUGACAUGAUCCAGCAGCAGCAACAACAGCAGAUGAUUAAUGGAGUUAGUGUAAUGGUUGGAGUUGUUGGUGCAGGAGCUUAUCGCAACAAAUUCAUCAUUAACGGAGAAAGUACAGUCUACGAGCAUACCGGUGUGUCGUACUGCUUCGAGGACGGCCAGGACAGGACACCGCAAGAGGAAGAAAAGGAACUUCCAGUUGGUGAAACGACUAGUGGAUCGUUUAUUGGAAAAACGCAGAUCAAAAAGAAACUUUCAACAAUUUUUCAAAAGAUGAAUGUUAUAAGCUCACAAGCUUCGACACCAAACACUGCUUCCCGUCCCUGUGGCGAUGGAGAAGGAGAACCUGGAAACCUGGAUGAAGUAACACAACGACAGAGAAGACAGUCGAGAGGUUCCGUUCUUCCAUCACCACCGUCGCCAAAGCAUUCCGAGAAGACGAUAAUGGAAAGUAGCACUAUCUCCUCCUGCAGCAGUGAGCAUUCCGACGGACAUUGCGUAGUUUCAGACAAAUUAAGUUCGGGAUUGGGUUCUCCUCACGGCAGCGGAGGAGGAACUUUCAAACCAAACCGUCACCUGUCAUCACCGUUGAAAAAUAGAUCGCUUACAACUACGCGUAUGGAAUCUGCUGCUCGUCCGUCACGCAUGAGUCCCGAUCUGUUUAAUCUUGGUGUUGCACCACCGUUAGGAUUUGCGGGCCGCAACUUAAACCAAAUCGACCCUCAGCUGGCCGAAGAGUUUGAAGACAUUCUGACGGUAACUGCUACUAAUACCGCAACGGAAUCGUUGAUCGAAUCGGUUGAACAACGGCAACAGACCGACAAGAAAUCGAUCGUGGAGGAUGAUAUCGUGCUAGUGGAUUAUCCAUCCACGUCGGGUGCAUCGAGUUCGACUGUUCUGUCGCCCAGCACUCCCCAAUUGGACGAUCUAACGCGUCCCACAAAUCGAUCGUCGUACCACCAGCGACCUUCUUCUCGCCACAACCCAAUGACGUCGUCAACCGCAAGUUCCGCAUCGACCGCCUCGAAAAGCUCGCUCAUUAAUCGCUUCCUGCGCAAUGUCACGCAGAAGAAGAUCCUCGAGGCCACGAUCAAGCAGAAUCCUUUCUUCCAGUCGAAACUGAACGGCGAACGAAAGCUCUUUGAGAAUCUCUGUCCACGGGGACCGGUGCGGCACAUCAAUCGGGAACUGGUCGAGGAUCUGAAUGCAGAAAUAGCGAUGGAAAUCGAGCUAUCCUCUUCCGCCUGUCAGCUUGAUCGCAUCCAGCUCAACGACACGUACGCCCAGUCCGGAGUCGAAAGCGUCAAUCCGUUCGCACUCGGGGGUGUCAAGUUUGAUGGUGGUGGUAUCGGAGUAGGCGAAUUACCGGUGGAACUGUUUUCGGCCGGCCCGCGGCUCUCCAUCUACCGGAACGAUAGCGAGGUGCUAAUGAAGGUGUUUAAGCUGUUCAAUGGAUACAGCCGGGAGGGUUAUAUGACACCGGUUCUGGUGUUUCUCACCGAUCGAACACUGUACGUUACGGAUCAAGUGCGGAACCGGCUGUGUAACAAGUUUGUGCUACCGUACGCCGAGCUGGACGUUAUAUUGGUCGGACCGUACGGGAAUACGGUGCUGCUGAGCAACUCGGCCCGUGACAUGCAGCAGGUACUGCUGGCCGGUGGACCAUAUCCGGCCGAGGGGCUAGUGUCGAGUUUGGAACUGUGCGCACGCCGCGGAGGAUCCGUACUACCGGCCGUUGGUCAGCUAACGCUCGACCAUUUGGCACCGCUGCAGGCAUUCGUGCGCGAUCAUUCGAGCGUGAGCCGGGAAGAUUCCUGGAAAUACUAUGCGGUCGUGAAUGUUCCGGCUGGAACGCUUGGCAGUGAGGAAGCACCGCUGGGUCCGCACAUCAAGGGACCAUUGAUGCAUCGACGGAUGUCACACGCAGGUUUCGUAGAUAACUGGUCCGCGGGAUACUUUUUGCUUAAAGCUGGGGUGCUUUACCUUUUUGGAGAUGCUUCCCAGAAGCUACCAACAUGGGCAGUGGCUCUAGCCGAAUGUCAAGGUGCACGCCGUUCAGUUAAUUCGGGACGUCCGUACUGUUUCGAGCUACUACUCCGUACAGGAGCACUUCAGCUGGCCGCACCAGAUGAGUACGUGGCGUCCGAUUGGCUACAGGCACUGGUGCAAGCGGCUAGCGGGGUGAGUGAAACGCGGACAGUACCUUCAAAGCUGUUUGAGAUGCAGGAACGUCGCCGUACACUCGGAUGUACGCUGAUUAUGACGUCAAACCAUCUGUUAACGCUGCGGGAAGAUUUCAGUGCACCGCUACGCCGGAAUACCAGCUACAGCACGGUGGGCGAGAUAAGCAAUCCGUCUUUGACAUGCAACCCAGCAUCAAUACAACAACUUCAACUGAAUUUAUCUUCACCCUCAAAGGAAAACAUCAAUCCCAACGCCACCCGUCGAAAGAUUAGUAAUGUCUCUAGCAAUAAUGGUGGACUGGAUAAUUACAGCGAGAUCAGUUCCAUUCGAUCGAACUGCAGUACACCAACCCGUUCAAACGUGGCGGGUCAGAUGAUUAACGUAGAACGGCGUUCGAAUGCGUCCAGCACCAGUACACCGACCAGAGGAUGUGCAAUACAACAGCAACAACUGCUAAACGGAUCGCCGGCAAGAAGUUUGUCACGAUCGGGUACUUCGGUCUGUGGUCCACCGUCCUUGGCGGACUUUUUUGCCGGCAGUACGGAAGAGAAGAGCUAUACUAAUAUGAGCAGUUUCUAUGGGAAAAAUUCCGGCGUCGAAGUCCUCACGUGCGCCAGCAUUGAUGAAAUGUCCGCCGUAAAGAUACCGGCCGUCUCUUCCAAUUGGUGGUGCAUACUGGAAUUUGAAUGCCAAGAGGUGCGGGAAAAUUCGGACGAUUUAGUCGUUUUCUUCUCAACCAGUGGCGAGCAGGAACGUUUUCUGUCCAUGCUCGAAUCCAUCUGGCACACCAAAAAGGAUGAAGCUUUUCCGGCUUCCAUCAUUAGCAGCGAUGAUGCGGUUUACGAUCAUUGCUCGAAGCUGUUUUUAGAAAUCAAUCGUUCCUGGGAACCGUUGCUGUCUGCGGCGCUUGGAUAUCCGCAAUAAGUCUA
Molecule: messenger RNA, 5006 nt
Organism: Anopheles maculipalpis
Lineage: Eukaryota; Metazoa; Arthropoda; Insecta; Diptera; Culicidae
Gene: prd1
Exons: 6
Coding region: 1-5001 (1666 amino acids)
Biological process (GO): Golgi organization; regulation of protein localization; positive regulation of membrane tubulation
Cellular component (GO): endosome membrane
Molecular function (GO): kinesin binding
Source: RefSeq, a predicted model, not a curated record